Molecule: messenger RNA, 231 nt
Organism: Ilex paraguariensis (yerba mate)
Lineage: Eukaryota; Viridiplantae; Streptophyta; Magnoliopsida; Aquifoliales; Aquifoliaceae
Source: the annotation of a GenBank genome assembly
AUGAUCGAGACGCCAUCGUCACCGGAGCCUCCCGACUCCCGAGGAAUUGACCGAGGCAUCGCAAGUUAUUGGCCACGGAGCUUGAAGGUACUGGAAUUACUGCAAAUUUGUGUGGCUCCAGGGGCGGUGGCGACGGACAUGUUUUUCGAGGGGAGAACGGAGGAGAUGGUGAGGAAGGUGUUAGGGAUGAUUCCGGGGGAGGUCAUUCGUGUCAAUGGUGGCUUUGUCUGA